GCCUCCCGGGCCGAGGGCGGGACGCGGGGCGACGGGGGCGCGGCGUCGGUGAGGCGGCGGCUGCACUACGCGGAGGCGCGGGCGCUCGGCAUGGCUCGCCUGGUGCUUGGUCUGAUGAGCUGUGCCCUCUUUAUAGCAGUCGAUGGUCUGUAUUCCUCUAGUGAUGAUGUAAUCGAAUUAACUCCAUCAAAUUUCAACCAAGAAGUUAUUCAGAGUGAUAGUUUGUGGCUUGUGGAAUUCUAUGCUCCAUGGUGUGGCCACUGCCAGAGGUUAACACCGGAAUGGAAGAAAGUAGCAACUGCGUUAAAAGGUGUUGUAAAAGUUGGUGCAGUUGACGCAGAUAAACAUCAGUCCCUGGGAGGCCAAUAUGGUGUUCAGGGAUUUCCUACCAUUAAGAUUUUUGGAUCUAAUAAAAACAAACCAGAAGAUUAUCAGGGUGGCAGAACUGGUGAAGCCAUCGUAGACUCUGCUCUCAGUGCUCUGCGCCAGCUCGUAAAGGAUCGGCUUGGGGGCAGGAGUGGUGGAUAUAGUUCUGGAAAACAAGGUAGAAGUGACAGUUCAAGUAAGAAGGAUGUGAUUGAGCUGACGGACGACACCUUUGAUAAGAAUGUUCUUGACAGUGAAGAUGUUUGGCUGGUUGAGUUUUAUGCUCCUUGGUGUGGACACUGCAAAAAUCUAGAGCCAGAAUGGGCUGCGGCGGCUACGGAGGUAAAAGAGCAAACAAAAGGAAAAGUGAAACUUGCAGCUGUGGACGCUACCGUUAAUCAGGUUCUAGCCAGCCGAUACGGGAUUAGGGGAUUUCCUACAAUCAAGAUAUUUCAGAAAGGCGAGUCUCCUGUGGACUAUGAUGGGGGGCGGACGAGAUCUGACAUCGUUUCCCGGGCCCUGGAUUUGUUUUCUGAUAAUGCCCCGCCUCCUGAGCUGCUUGAGAUCAUCAACGAGGACAUCGCCAAGAAGACGUGCGAGGACCACCAGCUCUGCGUCGUGGCUGUGCUGCCCCAUAUUCUUGAUACGGGAGCUGCAGGCAGAAAUUCUUAUUUGGAAGUUCUCCUGAAGUUGGCGGACAAGUACAAAAAGAAAAUGUGGGGGUGGCUGUGGACAGAAGCCGGAGCCCAGUCUGAACUCGAGAGUGCGCUGGGGAUUGGAGGGUUUGGCUACCCCGCCAUGGCAGCUAUUAACGCACGCAAGAUGAAGUUUGCUCUUCUGAAGGGAUCGUUCAGUGAGCAAGGCAUUAAUGAGUUUCUCAGGGAGCUGUCUUUUGGGCGUGGAUCUACAGCACCUGUAGGAGGUGGGGCUUUCCCUGCCAUCAGCACCAGAGAGCCCUGGGACGGCAAGGACGGCGAGCUUCCCGUGGAAGAUGACAUCGACCUGAGCGACGUGGAGCUGGACGACCUGGAGAAAGAUGAGUUGUGAGAGGCUCCGCACAGACUUCAGUUUUCUUUUCUUGGGAGCGGAUUUUCCAGCAGUGAAGGAACAUUCUUUCCAAUCAGAUGAAACUACCAGUGGCCUUUUUAACCAAGAAGUAACACUUGAUUGGUCAUUUGAAAACACUGCAACAGUGAACUUUUGCGUCUCAAGAAACAAUGAAAAAUUCUAUGAAUUGUCGUAGCCGGGGCAUUGGCAUUGGGUUGUGUUCUGUCAAGUAAUAUUUUGAAGAAAACUGAUGGGCUCUCGAAACGUUUUUCCCUCCCUCUGACUGCUGCUUGAAUGUUCUUGGAGGCUGUUUCUUACAUAUAGGUUUUUUAAUGUGAUCCUUUCAUUUGAAUAUUAAUGGCUUUUUUCCAUUAAAGAAUAAAACAAUAUUUUGGACAAUGCCAAUAAAUGUACAAAAUUGGUGUCCACAU
This is a messenger RNA of Hippopotamus amphibius kiboko, 1844 nucleotides long. It is a transcript of the gene PDIA6, whose product is annotated as protein disulfide isomerase family A member 6. Gene Ontology annotation, cellular component: endoplasmic reticulum lumen. The coding region runs from base 91 to 1413 and encodes 440 amino acids. Gene Ontology annotation, molecular function: protein disulfide isomerase activity; protein-disulfide reductase activity. Gene Ontology annotation, biological process: response to endoplasmic reticulum stress. Lineage: Eukaryota; Metazoa; Chordata; Mammalia; Artiodactyla; Hippopotamidae. The transcript has 13 exons. The record is from RefSeq and is a predicted model, not a curated record.